Molecule: messenger RNA, 6427 nt
Organism: Gambusia affinis (western mosquitofish)
Lineage: Eukaryota; Metazoa; Chordata; Actinopteri; Cyprinodontiformes; Poeciliidae
Exons: 19
Coding region: 491-4738 (1415 amino acids)
Biological process (GO): cell-cell adhesion
Molecular function (GO): protein binding
Source: RefSeq, a predicted model, not a curated record
AGUUUGGCCUCCGUCAGGUAAAGGGCGCCCUCUGGUGGUUGCAGCUGAGACGGACGUCAUCAGGGGAUUGGAAAUGGAAAACGUGUCAGCUUGAACAAACAACCCCUGGAUUUAAAAUUCAGGAGCUUCCAGAGUUGGGAUGUGCUCUCUGUUCAUGAUGCUGCUGCUCCUGAUGAUGAUGAGUUGGACAGAACAAGGAAGCAGCAGCGGUGGGAGGGACGGAGAGGUAAGAGGAGAGGCGUCACCUGUACGUGAAACGAACACCUGUUGCCCGGUGGGCUCUUAAAGACGCAUGAGAAAAGAAAAGGUUCGUGUUACAGCUGGGGAUCCCGGUGGUUUUUGUCGCUUAAAGGAACAAAACCUUCAUUCUACUCGGCUUCAAACUGUCGCUUCAGUUGGACUGGAAGGAACAUGUAGAGGAUUUAUUUUUAAAGGGAAUCCACCAGCGAACCACAGGCUGAACAUGCUGCAGGUUGUUUGACUGACAGAUAUGGGGUCAGGAAGAUCAUACUGGCAGACUUUCGCUGCAGUUGUACUCUUUUGCCACUUUUCGAUCACUGAAGGUGGGAGGUCGGAGGUCCGUGGGAAGGUUGGAGGCUGGGUGGAUCUGGAGUGCAGUUUUCCACCAGCAGGGCGGCGGUCUGGGUCAUCUGCAACCCAACAUGUGGUGGAAUGGGUGCGGCAAGGCGUUGACAUUCCUGUCCUGAUGAAAUUUGGAUCCUACACACCCCGAGUCCAUCCAGGUUUCGAAGGGCGGGCGUCUCUGCUCAGCAGCGCCACCCUAAGGCUGGAGCGCCUGCAGCUGGACGACCAGGGUUUCUACAGCUGCCGGAUAUUUCAGCUGGACAAACUGGAAGAGGAAGAGCAGAGCAGCAACUGGACUCGGCUUUCUGUGACUGCCCCGCCCACUUUCACCAAAGCCCCGCCCCCUGUCGUCCAGGCCCUGGUGGGAAGUCGCCUGUCUCUUGACUGCGUUGCUAUUGGCAACCCUACGCCAACCAUCACCUGGCUAAAAGACGGCAGCGCCGUUCCCAGUGCAAACCUUCAGGGAGGAGCGCUGUCUCUGCCGGCGGUGACCGCGCAGGCGGCCGGGCUCUACGCCUGCCACGCCUCCAACGCCGAGGGAAACGCGAGCCGCGUGGCGAAGCUGGAGAUCAAAGGUCCGCCUGUCAUCAUCGUUCCUCCUAAAGACACAACCCUCAACAUGUCCCAGAAUGCACUGCUGCAGUGCCAGGCGGUGGCCGACCCUCCCAACAUGACGUACGUGUGGCAGAAAGCCGGAGAAAACGUCCAUCAUAUCGAGUCUCUGAAGUCGCGCGUGAGGAUCCUGGUUGAUGGAACGCUGCAGAUCUUCCGUUUACUGCCAGAAGACUCCGGGAACUUCACCUGCGUACCGACCAAUGGGCUGCUGACCCCGCCCACCGCCUCCGCCAUCUUAACUGUGAUGCACCCAGCCAAGGCUCUCCAAAUACCCGAGGAAACGUACCUUCCCACAGGUAUGGGCGGCGGGAUCCGAUGCCCGGUGGCAGCUCAGCCUCCGCUGCGCCGCGUGGAUUGGAUAAAAGACGGAGCGCCUCUGGAUCUGUCUCUGUAUCCAGGAUGGACUCUGACAGCCGACGGCUCUUUGGUCAUGGCGACGGUCAACGAAGACGCAGAGGGCACCUACAGCUGUACUCCAUACAACAGCUACGGCACCAUGGGGCCGUCUGGACCCACCAGGGUGGUUCUGCAGGACCCCCCGUCAUUCAGCAUCACUCCAGCCGAGGAAUACAGGCGGGACGCCGGGAGGACGCUGCUCAUCCCCUGUCAAGGAAACGCAGCCGCAGCAGCUGCAGCAGCCGCCUGGAGGAAGGCUCCAGAAGAAAAAGCCACCAGAGAGCGAAGAGAAGAGAGGCAGCAGCGUCUCAGUCAGAGGAACAGGGAAAUCCGCCAAACACAGUUUGUCCUACUGUACUUCUGUCUGCCAAGCCCCGCGUCGCUGUCAGCUAAUCAGAGCUCAGCGGGUGUCAUCCUGCAGUGGGCCCUCCCUGACGCCCAGCAGCCGCCCAUCACGGGCUUCGUCCUCCAAUCCCGCUCCGCCGCAGCAGAGGACUGGUUUAAUCUGGAGGAGAACAUCAACGCCAGCAGCAGCCGCAUCCUGGUUAGGGGUCUGCAGAAGGACCGUGUGUAUGAGCUGCGGAUGCUUUCUCGUCGGGGGGAGCUGCUGAGCGAACCCGGUCCAUCAGUCAACGUCUCCACCACAGUGACGGAGAGCUUCGCAGCUACGUCUACGUUCGUCCCGGAGUCGUUGCUGGCCGGUGUGCUGGCCGGCGUCGGCGUCAUGUUUCUGGCGCUGGUCUUGUUGCUCGGUUCUGCCUGCUUUGUCAGCCGCAGGAGGGACCGUCGCCGCAAGAAGACGGAGAACGAACCCCUUCCUGCCAUCUAUAAGUGCUCCCCAUCAAUUAAGACUUCAGGCUCCAGUAGUCCAGACAGUUUGUUGAAGAAAAGCCUCCUCCCAGCCAGCUCUCACUACCCCACAACGUCUUCCACCACUUCUUCCUCUCAGACGGACUGCUCCACUUUGAGCACAGAGAAUAACCGUCGGCGCAGGACUCUAGAGCCAACCUACAGCAGAGGCCGCCUUACCAAGACAACUUCUUUAAUUUCUCCCUCCAUUGAGUUGAUUUCUAGAGGUCCGGAUGGCCGGUUUGCAGCUGGUGACUAUGACACAAUAAGCGUUGACAGCGAAACGAUUUCCAGAGUCAAAAGAUCUCUGUCACUCCACUUGGAAAAGGGGGACAAGAAAGACCUGCCGUGUGUGCUUUCUGUUGACGUUCCUCCGUUUAAACUGGAGCGUGAGUCAAGUCCAAUGCGCAGCUUGGGUCAACUCCCACCACUUCAGGAAAGCUACAUUGUUUCGCCUGAUCGGAACAGCUUGUACUCAAACACCAGUUUUUGCACCAUGCCUCGUCUCAACAGAGGUCUGCCUUCGGUAUUUCCCGUCCUCCCACAUCUCCGAGCCAGCAAUGGUCAGCCUUCAACAACAGCGAGCACUUUGGUUCUCCAAAUGGAACAUGAACGUGAGAAAGGGAACCUUAGUCGGUGCCUGAGGCUGGCACAGGAGCGGGAAGAAAUGGAAAGGCAGCUUCGAUGGUACACAUUGGAAAGAAACUCUAUGAAAGUUAAGACAGAGGAAAGAGAAACAAGCAAUGGGGACGAAAGUGUUGAGAGUCUUAUGUGGGAAUACAAAAGCAAGACCUUACCAAACAUCUAUCGUCAAGGUGGUAAGGAGAGAUCUAGAUACCUUACAUCAUCCUCAACCAACUGGGAAGCCCAUCCUUAUGACUCAAGUUCAACUUUGAAUCCAUUCAGAGACCAUUUGAAUACAUCUCCCACUUCGACUCCUUCUUUUUCUCCCAUUUUUCUUGAAUCAUUUACUAAGAAACCCAAUGGACUCCGCCACUCUUUUGUUGACAGCUCAACUCUCCCUCACCAGAGGUGUCGAGUAGAUCCACCACAAGGCUACAAUAGACGAUUCUCAUCCUUUGACCACCAAACAAGUGACUCAUUCCAGAAGCCACAAAUGGAAAACACUCUUAGUAAUGGCACAAUGUUUCACAGCAACAGAAACACUCCAGAUACAGUACCAGACUCUACAAGAUUGGACGAAAUGCUCCGUGAACCAAUUGGUUCAGUUGGCAAAGAGUUGUGUGUCGAGAUGAGCGUAGACGAGCCGGAGUUUGAGUUGCCCACAUUGGAGCCCGUGAAGCCCAUGUUACACCACAGGAUUGCUUCUCAUGUUCAACACGGCUGCUCGCUGUCUCAGCGAAGCAGGCAUGAAGACAUGAGAAGAAGCACAAGCUUCAAUUGCAGCAGGAAUGCUUCUGUCAGCAGUUUUGACAUGGCCCGUCACUGUCAGCAAACCUCAGGACCAGAACACUGGAGAGCUAGGACCCGAGGCUCCCAAACCUUGGACCGCAGUCAGCGAAGUCAGAGUCUAGACUUGAGGAGACAGAAGAAGAGUACCUUUCUCACACCAUCCGCAUGGGUAGAGUCACUCAGCCAAGAGAACUGUUCGGUUGAAUUUUCUCAUACAAGUACCAAAAGCGAGCAACAUUUCUCAACUGCUGUGGGUCCAACUCGCAGUCGAAAACCUGACGUUUCCCAGUACUGUGAACCUAGCCCCUCAGCUGAUGCUGCCAAUCAUCCAGCUCUCAAUCAGGACACAAUGAAGGAAUCAGGUUAUACUGUCAGCCUGAAGGAGGUUUCCACAUACUUACCGCCCAUCAGUAAUGACUUAGAGGCACUGGAAGUGGACUCUGGAGGCUACGAGGGAGUGGCAGACUCCGGUGGCAGCUACAGCAGCUACGCUAGCAGCGGCCGCGGCAGCAUGGAGACUGCUAACGGGCAUCUGCCCUUGUCUCAACUGUCCCCAACGAUGACAGACUCGCCUGCAACUGCAGAGGACACUCAGGGGGGAUCAGAGGACAAGGAAGGUGGACAAACAGAACCAAAACGAAGGAGGCAGCCUUCGGUAGAUGAGAAUUAUGAAUGGGAUGCUGGCGACAUUUGCUCACGGCCUGGAGAACAAGAUGGCGUUCUCCCAGCACCGAACCCACAGAAGCCCGCUGCCCACCGGAGCCGUCCCAGCAUGCCGCGCUCCGAGAAAGCACAAAAACGUUCCUCUGCGUUCGCGUCGCUGCCGGGGCAUCAAAGCAGGCGCUCUGCUGGGCCAGAACCAGACGCCGUGCUGUUCUGACGGCGGCGGCGGCUUGGAGCUCCGGGGGACAAAAGCUCACGCCGGAGAAAGUGAGCUCUUCUGUGAUCAAGCUCGUUCUUUUUUUAUUUAAUUUUAUUCCAAAAGUGGAUAAAAGACGACCGAAGACGAGAGCUUUUUUUGGUGGGUUUUGUCAUUUUUAGCACAGAAAUUCACAUUUUAUCUGAUCUUGCUUCACAUUUACCACAAAGAUUUCAAAUCCUUCUGUUUAUUUUGCUAACUGUGGAUGAAUCAUCCGGUAGGAUUCAGACAAACUCAUGCUGUGAGAUCCAGCGAUAUUGAAUUUCCAGAAAACGCCACGCACUGCAACAAAACAAUACUUUGUUUUUUUACCAGCUACUAUUGAUUUGCUCACUGAGGAGAACGAAUAGAGCAUUAAAAUGUAAUUUAUUGUUCUUUGUCAAUGCUCCACAGAAAUGUGGAAUAUGUUACCAUGAAUGUUUUUUUUAGCUAAAAUCUUGUCUUGCAUAUUGAACCUAUAUAUACAAUAAUCCUAAACAAACUACAAAGCUGUAGCUGCCAAUAACCCAGAGGAGCCCAAACCUUUUGAGACCAAGAUCUACUUUUUCUCUCACCAGCCGGCUGAGAUCUACCUCAUGACACGAAGAUAUAAAGAUUGUAAAAUGAAACUUUAUUGACUUAUUUUAUAUGCAAAUAUCCAAAAGUUAUAGCAGACAUAUUAAGGUGAACCUAAUGCAGUUUCUCCCUCAGUGAGAUUCUGGCACUGGGAGGAGGUUACUGGUUUCAGAGGCCAGCAGCUGUUAUUAUGGUAGAUCUGAACUUUGGGUUGAUGACCUCAGUAUGAGAAACACACAGAGCAGCGCUAAGACAAAAGCACAUCUGAUGAAGUUGGGAUAUUUUUCCUCCAACUGGAUCCAAACCAGAUGUUGGACUGGAAUUUAUUUCAAUGUCGUCUGUGAACGUCAGCUUCUCAUUUUCAACAGUGGAGCUAGAAAGGUUGAAAAAGGUUAUUAUUUUGGAGAUGAUCUCAUCAGCAUCGAUAUUUCCACUAAAUAAGAGACAAAAAUAAAGAUGCCAGAGAAAAUAGACAAUUAUAGACAAUCAACUCACCGGGUUUCCAUUUUUUGGUUUCAUCGCCUGUGAUUUAUUGUUGAUAUUUUAAGAUGUGAAUAUUUUUUUACUACCUAUACAUGAAUUUCUGAUUCAUCUGCAGGGGCAAGAAUCAGUUUGUGAAAAACUCAAUUAAUCCAGAUUAUUAUAGUGUUUUAAAUGUAUUUUAAAAAUCAAGCUUUUAUUGUAAUUAGACAUGAGAGGCGUAAUCCUUUACACAGAGGAUUAAUUAUUCUUUAUAUCCGUUUUUAUUUCCUUCUGUUAGGUUUCUCAUGACUUCUAAGAAAUUGAAAAGAAAUCUAGAAUAAUGAUGUAUUUUUUGCAAGAGAUGUUAAAGUUUUAACAGCUUCCUUUUAGAAAGCGAUAUUGAAUUGAUUGAAUAUUGCAGGUUUUAUUUUCAGGGAAUAUAUCGUCACUUUCUAAAUGCUUUGUUAAGAAAAACCUCAAAAGGAAUUUAAAACUGUAAAUUCAGCAUUUUAAUUUGGUAGAAGAGACAAAUUUGUUGUAAGUAAAUGAAACAAAUUAAAGGUUUGUUAAAGUCUGAUGCGACUUUAAUGCUUUUAAAUCAAAGUUUCUUUAUGUUUGUUAAAAAUUAAAGCC